GGUGGCCGAGGUACAGACAUUAAUGUUCAGCAGGACGUAAAUGAGUGUGGAGGUCUCUUUGUGCUCCUCUCAUACUUUCCUAGAAGUCACCGUGUGGAGCAACAGGUCUUUGGACGCACUGCCCGGAAAGGAAACCCAGGGAUGGUCCAGAUGGUUCUCAACCAGGGCCAUCUUGCACCAGCCUACCAAGGCCAUUCCAUCGAAACCAUGAGACAGCUCAGAGAGGAGUAUGAGCUCAGACAUUUAGACAGCAUGGAGAAAUAUAAGUGUGACAUUGAAAUUAAAGAAGCUCUCUUCUCCACAUUUUGUGAAUUUCUGUGUGACUUUGACAAGAAUUACACGGUGGAAGAAAGGAGUGACCUGUCCAAGGUGAAACUGAAGGAUGUUCCUGAAUAUUUUAAGAUCCACCAGAACAAGUUUGACUAUCAGACUGCACUGAAUGCUUUGAAAGAAUCUUGGGCUUUGUGGCUCAUCCUUCAUGAAGAGCACAUCAGCAGACAUGAUGAUAUCAGCAAGUUGAGAGAAGACCUCACCAAAGACUUGAAGAAGACCGGUGACUUCCUUCUGCAGGGGACUAGCUGUAAUUUCUAUGAUUACAUCAAACAGGCAACAAGCAGAACUGACCUGCACUGCAUGAACAAAACUAAAUGUGACUUUGGAGCAAAGACUUACUGGCAGAAAGCUGCAGAGUGCGAUCAUUUCUACAGUGCUGUGGCGCUUUAUAAUCAAGCUUACAUCACACUCAACCUCAGAAAAGGAGACUACAUAGCUGAGGCAAAGAAAUUAUUGGAGGAAGCACAGUCUGCAGUGGAUGUCUAUCUCUCAGAAUCAACAAAUACGAUGAUGUUUUGUAAUUUUUCAGUGAUGAGUGCCUUUGUUCCACACCACACAAACAGCAACCUCCAGAUCCAAAUGCAAGCCAGGAUGAAUAUCUUCAAAUCUUGGAAAGGAUACAUUGAAAGUGCCCUGACAACUCUGAGACAGCACGAUGGCAGCGAAGGUGAUGCAGAAGUAGAGGAUUCCAGUGUGUACCAUCUUUCAAAAGAUAAAGAUUUAAUCACCAUCAACGAGCUGAUGAUGCUCUGUGAAAAUGGCCUUAGCACAGUCUUUGAGGUUAAAAAGAAGCCCGAGUUCUGCUAUGAUGCCCUUGCUUGUUUUGUUCUUGGUGCCCUUCAAGUAGCAGCUGGUGUUCUUGUUUGUGCUCUGUCAUGUGGUGGUGCCAGUCAGUUUGGACUUGGACUGACUUGUGAGGGGGUAUCUGACAUGAUUGAAGGGAUCAAGGGAAUGAUACAAGGAGGCUUUGACUGGGCUGAAUGGGCAAUCUCCAAGGCCAUCACCAUUGGAUUGUCUCUGAUCUCUGGUGGAUUCAGCCGACAAAAGAAAGCCAGAAGUGCAGUGCGAAGUGGCACAAAAAGUCUGAUCACAGGAGCAAAGAGUACAUCUGUCUGUACAGUAAAACAGUGUUUUCUGAAGGUGGGAAAGUAUGCAGUUCAGGAACUGGGGAAGCAAGGAUUUAUCAGUGAUGUGACUCAUACUGUUGAGAAGGAAACUGAUGCUUUUUUCCAAAAGGUUCUGAAGGACGUCUUUGAGAAAAAAGUGUUUUCACUGAUAAAAGCCAACCGUGAGCUGGAUAAAGUUCUCACAAACUUCAUUUGCUCAGGAAUACCAAAGACUGCCCUGGAGAAUGGGUCCAGUGAAUUCAGAAUUGACAAAGGGUGUGAGGAACAAAUGCUUCAGUCAGUGGAUCUGAUAACAAGAGAAGUCAUUCCUGCCCUGAUGAUGAAUUGUACCAUGGUUCUUAAGGUUCUUAAUAUACUUUCAGAAGUGUGUGGUGCUGUAACACAACAAACAGGAAGCCAUCAAGGGUUGGAUCUAAUGGAAAAAUCAGCUGAAAAUGUACAAGUUAAUGUACAAACACUGGAUUCAAUACCUACGGAGAAGGUCAUUAACAACACUUUUGUUCCUCAGCUGUUGCAAAGCAUGGAAAAACUACCCCAAGAAAGGAAUGACCAGGAUGGAAGACAUGGUCUAUCAGAUGUGAAACGCUUUAAACAUGAACUCAUCAACAUGAUUGCAGAAAGUGCUUCAAGCUCUUAUGUUGAGGCCUGUUUCAGACAUAUGACCUCCAUCAUGAGCAAAAUAUGCAUGAGUCAAAUAAACCAUGCUGCUGGUGGUGCCGUUAGAAACAUUCUCAGCAGUGUCGAUGCCCAACGUUUCUGUGAAAACCACCUUUAUAAGCAUCAUAUGAAAAAGGCAAUCCAAAGUUCACAUGAGCUGUUGUCACAGUCUGAGAAGAGGGACUUGGAGUCUUACAUAGAGAAAAUUUCUGAUGUUAACCACCCUGCUACAGCUUUGGACAUCCAUGUCCUCACACAAAGUGAUGCUCUGGAAGGCAAAGGCAUCAAACUGGUUACGGUGGAUAACGAUGGGAAGAAGCUUUCAGAAGACUAUUUUCCAGGGAAGGAGGACUCAGCAGGUGAUAUAGUCCUCCAGCUGAAGAAGGAGCCAAAAAAUCCAACACAGACAGAGGGAUCCUUCUCAGACAUGACUGAGGGGAUCUGGGGUGAACGGAGCCAAUGCAGUGGUCACUUUGAAAUCCUGCGCCCAGAUGGCACCGUGAUCCCUGUAAAUUCAGAGGGUCAGAACUGCCUCUAUCAUGCUGUUGUCCAGGCAACCUGGAAAGACCAAGGUGAUAUGAGAAAUGAGGCAGUUAUCCUCAGGAAUGAAAUCAAACAUACUCUUCAACAAAACUUACCGAGAUACGUGGACGUUUUGAAGCUGCAGAAAGAAUUUGAAGAAACAUGUACGUCCCCUGGAAGAUAUUACAUCUGUGGAGGAAACAACGAAACAGCUAUGAAAGAGUUCUUAAAAAAAUGGAACAAAGAAGUGAAAAAUCAGGCUGAGAACUCCGUUAUUAAGACACACAAACUUGGUUUGGUCGGAAAGCAUCAUCCGUUAAAAAACGAAACGGCAGAUAUCAAGAACGUGGAAGCAGACCAUAUCCCUCCUAAAUGUGUCUUUAUAAAUCUAUACAAAGAUCCUUGCUACAAAGUGGCAAAGUGGUGCCAUGAGCACGAAAAUGAUGAACUUAGAAGGGCAUUUGAUAAAGGUUUGAAGAAAUCCAUUCAGAAAAUUCUAAGCAAACAAAAUGUAAGGUUAAAUGGUUGUGUAAUGUGUAAAGACGUCAUCAAGGGAUUGAGAAAGGAAUACAAUGAAGAAGAGGAGAAAAUCAAAGGCUUAUUAAAAGAAAAUAACAAUAACAAACCACAGGAAGCUUUAAUAAAAAGAAAAAUAGCCAUUGAAGUUUGCAUUAAAAAGAACGAGUAUGAAAUGAUGAUCCUGGAAAGAAUGAGGCUUGAAACUGAUGAUGAGAAUGUAAAGAAACUAGAGGAAAUCACAGCAAAGAUUAAGGAAAAGGAUAUGUUGGUCAAAGACCACAAAAAAAUAAAGAAGAAGAAUCUUUAUGAUCUGAUUUGUGAAAAUGGAGAUAACGGGGCAUGCAGAAAUGUUCUUCAAUCACAUCACAAACAAGGCAUCACUUUUGGCAACGUUUCCCAUUCUCGGGCUAUGAGUAAAAUCCUACAAGAUGCCCUUCUUUCUGGUGAUGGAGAAAAACUGAUAAAAUGGUCACUGACGGUGGCAAAUCCAAAGUUUGCAAAAUACAUCAAAGCUCAACUACAUCAAAGGAUGGGUUGCCCCACAGAGGAAUAGGACCCCCCCCGACUUACACACACAACAACAAAGACAACACAAGGGAAUACAGUCGGAGAUCGGCAGCGUUGGGAGAAUAACACUGAAAAAAUUACACAACAAUGGGAAAAGUACAAGAGGAAAAAAAGAGACCUCUUCACACGCUGAGCAACCUAUGGGAGGACAGCAUGAGAACAGGAAACAAAAAAACUCCUCUGCACAGAGAGCACAUUAAUGUCCACAUCACAACAUCAGAGCACAUGACAAGCCACAGGGGAUGGAUAGGGUGGUGGGGGGUAAUCCGAAGGAACACAGCAGUCGUCCUGCACCAUGCUAUCAUUUCAGCGCGGCACACAGACCUGCUGCCUUCCCCCGCAGGAACAAGCACAAGUCUACCACUGUUUACAGCGCCGCUGUUUUUUUUCCUUUUUCUUCUGAAAAGAAAACCUCAUUUCUGCUGUUCAAUACUGAACAAAUUUAAACUUUUUACAAUUUUACAAA
This is a messenger RNA of Haplochromis burtoni (Burton's mouthbrooder), 4191 nucleotides long. RefSeq lists its product as uncharacterized. NCBI's taxonomy places the organism in Eukaryota, Metazoa, Chordata, Actinopteri, Cichliformes, Cichlidae. The record is from RefSeq and is a predicted model, not a curated record. The coding region runs from base 142 to 3711 and encodes 1189 amino acids. The transcript is spliced from 6 exons.